AUGAUUUGUUUGGAAAACAUUUCUAAUGAACUUUUUGUCGAAAUCUGUGAUUAUUUGGAUGUAUACGAUAUCUAUUAUUCAUUCUAUAAUCUAAAUUUACGUAUGAAUCAAAUAAUCAAUAGUCUUAAUGUACAUGUUAAUCUUCAUUAUUCAUCAAAACAACGAUUUGACUAUUGUUGUAAAUUUAUAUUACCAUAUCUAUAUAAUAGUCUCGUUUAUCUAACAUUAUCAAAUGAAGAAACAAUUGGUCAGAUAUUAUUAUUUACAAAUAUAUUUCCAUUAGAAAAUUUUAUUCGACUUCGAUCAUUAACACUCUUAGGAAUAAAAACAAAUGAUUUACAUUAUAUUCUACCAAAAUUAUCUAAUUUAAAUUAUUUAUCAUAUAUUAAUGUUGAAGUUGAAGAUCUUUUAGAAAAUGAAUCUAUUUGUCAAUAUUUAAUAAAUAAUCAACAUCGAUCAUUGAAUAUAUGUAAAAUAAAGACAAAACAUAGACAAUUAAUAUCAUUAGAAAAUAUAACAACAUGUUUUAUAAUUAAAUUAACAAUUAGUUCAAUAAAUAUAUUUAAUUUAACUUUAUUAUUAAAACAUACACCAUUACUUGAAUAUUUAAAUAUAUCAUGUAUAAUGGAAAAAAAUGAUGAUAAUGAUUUAUUAAAAUUAAAUUUUACAGAUUUAUCUUCUAUGGUUCCACAUUUAACAUAUUUAACACUCUAUGCUACACCUCUAUCAUCUCUUAUUGUUGAAUUAUUAAUAAAAAAUUUAUCACAAUUAACUUAUUUAUCAUUUAUUGGUUAUUCAUUUGAAUAUACAGAUGGUAGUUAUUGGGAAUAUAUACUUUCAGAAUAUUUAAAAUAUUUAAAAAUAUUCAAAUUAAGAAUUGAAAUUGAUCAUAAUAUUGGAUUUAAUAUUGAUAUAAAUCAAAUAAUAGAAAAAUUUUCAACUAAUUAUUUUCUAGAACAUCAAUUUUAUUUUAUUUGUGAUUAUUUUUUAACUGAUAAUGAUUCAGAAUUAAAUUUAUACACAAUUCCAUAUUCGAAUAGUGAAUAUGAUAUAAUACCGAACACUCUUAUAUCAAAAUCAACAAAAAAUGAUCCAUUGAUAUUGACAAAUGUGUAUAAAAAUGUUCAUGAUUUAACAAUUGAUUUAAGAAGAAAUAAUGGUAAGCAUCGUCUAUAA
Molecule: messenger RNA, 1176 nt
Organism: Didymodactylos carnosus
Lineage: Eukaryota; Metazoa; Rotifera; Eurotatoria; Philodinida; Philodinidae
Source: the annotation of a GenBank genome assembly